AUGUCAAAAAAUAGGGACAAAAAGAUAUUCUUUUUAGGAACUAAGGGAAUUAUUACGGAAAGGAAAUUAACUUACUAAAAAUAUUUAACUUCAUUUUCGAUAGAUGAAAACAUAUUAUUAGAUUUUUUAUCAGAAGCAGUUAUAAUUAUUAAGUUUGAGAAAUCUGAAGAUUCUUUCCAUAAGCCUCGAGUUGAAUAUUAAAAUUCAAUAAGCAAAGUGAUGUUUUAGAAGAGUAAUUCAGAUUUAAUACCUUUUUUUGAAAAGAUUUCCAGUGAAGUUUUUAGUGAUGAUUCACCUGUUAAUCCUAGAAACUCUUUAUUAUAAUUUUAGAGUUUUGCAUAACAAUAGUAUAAAAACAUGAAAAGAUCAAAUAAAUAUAGCCCAUAAUAAUUUAUAGUAACAGAGUUAAAACCAAAUAUAAAGACUGGAGAUCAAUCUCUCUCACCAAGAUUGAGAUCUUUAACUGUUUAAAUAAUAUCAAUAAUUAAAUUAGUUAAACACUGUGAAUAAAUUUUUGUACUAUGUUUUUAAUACUAAAAAAUUACGAUUUGAAUCGAUGGCAAAGUGGAAGCUUUGAUUGAUAAUUGAAACAAAUUUUGAGAUUAAUGGCUAAAAAAAAACAGUAGAAAUAAUCACAACUAUUGGGGGUGAAGACCAAAUACUUAUGAUAGCGAGAUAUGUAAUGCACAGAAAAAACAUAAAAGAACUUUUAGAAAUAAACUAAUCUAAAUCUAAGAUUUUAUCAUUUGUAAGUCAUGAAUUUAAAUCUCCAAAUGAUUUGCUGGAUUUAGCUCAAAUUAAAAAUGAAACCUUUAGUUUAAAUUAUAAAACAAUAGAUAUUAUUCAAUUAGGAGAAGAAUGCAUCCAUAUGUUUUAAUUAUAAGCCAAAUAAAAAAAAUUAUAGUUACUUAUAAAUGCUAAUAUUAAACCAUUAUAUUUAUAUACUGAUAGGAAUAGAUUGAAAUAGAUAAUUAUAAAUCUUAUAGCAAAUGCGAUGAAAUUCACAUCAAAAAGAAAUAUAACAAUUAAGAUUUAAUAAAAAGGAAUGUUAGUUAACAUUGGAGUUGAAGAUACUGGCUUAGGAAUUUCAUAAUAAGAUCAAUCCAAACUAUUUAAAGCUUUUGGCAAACUCAAGGAAUGGAGCAUUAAAAAUUAAAUGAAUAAUGAGUUGGAUUAGGACUAGUAAUUAUUAAUAAAAUAGCAUAAUAAUUAUCAUUUGAUGGACAAGGAUUAUAAGUGA
Molecule: messenger RNA, 1240 nt
Organism: Paramecium octaurelia
Lineage: Eukaryota; Ciliophora; Oligohymenophorea; Peniculida; Parameciidae
Source: the annotation of a GenBank genome assembly